AAAUAACUGAAAAUUUCCCUGAACAGUAGCUGCUUAAUGAAGUAAGCACCAUUAUACCAACAACGUCGGAAAGGAUUGGUAGAAAAAUUAAAUAUGGCAACAACUAAUAAUAACGCUCUGAAUUUACGUGACUCUAUUGAUAAUGAAGACUUAUGGGAAAUUGGCUCAACGGACAUGAGUUCGAUGGACGAUACCUCGAGUGAUUCUCUUGACCAAGAUGUUAUAGAAAACUGUUUGAAAUAUGAUCCAUAUAUAAAAAGACUUUACGCAGAGAUGCGAAAUAUAGGUGCUGGAGGAUUUGGGGCAGUUUAUGAAGCAAGACACAGACUGGACAAAACAAAAUGUGCACUUAAAAUUGUUUUGAUUGAUCAAAAAAAAUUUGAAACACGUGAAGUGGAAACUUUAGCUCUACUGGACCAUGUGAAUGUUCUCAGAUAUCAUGAAUCAUGGGUAACUGAUCUCCCUAAACCUAUCUCUUAUACUAAGGCAUUUGAGGGGGAUGAGGAGGAGGAGGAGGAGGAGGAGGAGGAAGAUUCUGAUAAUUUUGUUUGUUUUGAAGAAGAAGAUUCUUCAAGCAAAAAUAAUAAUGCCAUAGGUGGUUAUAGUAAGUCUACAUCUACAAGUAGUAAAGGUUUGGAGGAAAAAUAUGAUGCCUGCUUGGUUAUCAAAACUGAACUCUGCAACCCAGGGAAAACCCUUAAAACACUAAUUGAAUGUGGAGAAAUAUUUAAGAUGGAUGGUCGAGACAGGCAGAAGCUGUUUUUGGAUAUUGUAUUUGGUCUACAGUACAUACAUGACAACGGCUUCAUGCAUCGAGAUUUAAAACCUCCGAAUAUUUUCAUUAGCAAAGAGAAUCGAGCCAAGAUAGGGGAUUUUGGAUUUGCCAGAAAAUACAUAAUGUCUGAUGCAAAUGGAGCUUCUCCAACAUCUGAAAAGGACAGAGUUUGUUUCUCCAAAAAUUUAGGGACAUCUUAUUACAUUGCACCAGAAGUUGAGAACUCGACUGUUUAUGACAGAAAAGCGGACUUUUACAGUCUUGGAAUGAUACUCUUCGAGAUGUAUUAUAAGAUGGGUUCUGCAAUGGAAAGAGAUAAAAUAAUGAAUAAACUAAGAGAGCAGGACUUCAGUGAUUUGAAGAAUAUUUCCUGGAAUAUUCAGAGUGUUAUUCAAAGCCUUUUAAGUCAUGAGCCCUCCUCAAGAAUGGAAUUGGAAAUGGUUAUUGACAAGAUCAUGCAACCGUUGGAGCAUCAGCAAAGUGUUGAGAAGACCAAGGUUGGAGCACAACAGGUGAAUUCUCCAGACAUGGAAUACCCAGGACCUGCCAGGAAACUUUCCUUCCUACGACAAAUAAGUGAACCAUCUCCUGGUGCUACUAGUGAAAAACACCAACCAGUUCAGGCUACUGCGGAGGAAUUGACCAAAUUGACCCAUAGCUUAAAAAUCCGUGUCAACAAGAACAUCCAAUUUGACCGUGAGGAAGACGAUUAAGCUGAUAGUGUCAUGAUGAACUGAUUUUGGGACUGAGUGAGUCUAUGUUGAAUGAAUAUGCAAAGUUUCUUCAUUACAUAUGUAUAUUAGAUCAUGUUUUAAAAUAAUAUUUAAUUGCCCAUCUGCAAAAAAAAAAAACAAAAAAAAAAACAACCCACCACUCAUUGGGAACACCUUGAGUUUCCUGUAACUGUAAAAUUCUUGAUUUAUAAAAUUAUGGUUUCCAUGUUGUGAAUAUACCUGCAUUUACAGGUAGUGACAAUUAUGUUGAUUGUGGGGAUAAACUAUUAUGUACAUGUAAAUAAAAUCACAUUUUAUAUGUUAAAUUCAUUAAUGUACCUCUAUAUGUAUAAUAUAAAAUGACAUGCUUCUCAUUUUAAAAUUAUGAUACAUGUAAUUAAAUGCUUAGAUCAUUGCUUAAAAUGUAAAUUAAAUCAUGUUUUUAUCAUGUUUUUUUUUCAUGUUUGUGAAUAGACUGGUCAGAUUUUUUUUUUAUACUUUUUGAAAAAAAGUACAAAUCUGAUCAAAAUAUGCUAACAUAUUUCCAUGAGUUUAACAUUUAAGCUUUUUAAUCAUUGCUUUAACAAGCAUUGAUAUUCUGUUUUUCCAUGUUUGUUGAAUUAGCUAUUAGAUAGCUCAUGCAUAGAGAGUAAGUUUGAUUGAUCAAUAUAGGCUUUAAUCAUUAAACAUGGUAACAUACAUUAUAUAUUCUGUUUGCUUAUUUAAAUGUAAUUCUGAUAUUGAUUGAUUCUUGAAGUAUUGUAGUUUGUACAUGUAAAGAAUAAGUAUUGAUGUAAUAUAAUAUUAAACAUGGAUUUAUUUUAUUUAAUUGAUUGUUCUACCCUGCAUGUGAAAACCCACAUGCAUCACAGUUUAAGUAAUAUUUUCAAAACAACAUUAACAUUUAAAAUUAGCACAACUUCGUAUUGUAUAAUUAUAUAUUUUUACCUAUAUGCACCCUGUUCUGAAUUAUUAUGAUGUUUAAGUUGAUGAGUUGUGGAAUGUUUAUGACAUUUGUAAUAUAUUGAUUCAGUUGUCAUGUAAACUAAGUUUUGAUGACUUAUUAUUUAUUUUCAUUGACAAGCAAAUGUACCUGAGCCUUGUGUGUCAUAAGACAUAGUUCAGGUAGCUAAUGCAUACAUGUUUUUCUUACACAGCAAGUUAAUACUUGCAUUAUGUAAUUUAAUUAUUUAUUGACAUGGUACAUGUAUCAUUUACAUGUAGAGUACAGAAAGAUAGAUAUAAUUUUAUCUACAGCACUUCAUAUUAAUGUUAGAUAACUAUAAUUAUUUAUACAGGUGGUAUUUUGUGGAAUUGAAAAAUAUAUUUUUUAUAAAAAUGUUAAUAUUUCAAUAUUGUAGAAAAAUGUAUACAGCCAUAUAUAUUUGCAUUUAAACUUACUAUGCUCUUUACAUGUUUAUGCAUGUACUUAACAAUAUGUGUCUUGAUUUAUUUUUAAAAAAAUACGAUGAUAAGGAUAUGGUGGUGGUGUUAUAGAAUUAUUUUUUCAUAUAUUUUUUUAAAUUUAAUUUGAUCUACAAUAUAUAUGGAAGCAUGCAGUGAAAUCACUCUUUUCUGUUGUUUAAAACAAGUUGUAUUUGUAAUAGAUCUUGAAACAUUUUUAUUUAUUACUUGAUAACUGUUGGAUGUCAAUAUGUUUUUUUAAGGAUAUAUUAAUGUAAAAUUAUUUCCUUUUGUGGAUAGAACAAUGUGGAUCUAAAUAUUGAUAAGAAAUUUAAAUUUAUUUGAAAAACAAAUUUGGUCUUAAUAAACAAAAUUCAA
Magallana angulata is the source of this 3270-nucleotide messenger RNA. Its product is annotated as eukaryotic translation initiation factor 2-alpha kinase-like. Gene Ontology annotation, biological process: protein phosphorylation. The transcript has 4 exons. Gene Ontology annotation, molecular function: protein kinase activity; ATP binding. The coding region runs from base 94 to 1488 and encodes 464 amino acids. The record is from RefSeq and is a predicted model, not a curated record. NCBI's taxonomy places the organism in Eukaryota, Metazoa, Mollusca, Bivalvia, Ostreida, Ostreidae.